Messenger RNA from Cynocephalus volans (Philippine flying lemur), 2208 nucleotides. RefSeq names its product epithelial splicing regulatory protein 1-like. Lineage: Eukaryota; Metazoa; Chordata; Mammalia; Dermoptera; Cynocephalidae. The record is from RefSeq and is a predicted model, not a curated record. Gene Ontology annotation, molecular function: mRNA binding.
AUGACGGCCUCUCCGGAUUACUUGGUGGUGCUUUUUGGGAUCACUGCUGGGGCCACCGGGGCCAAGCUGGGCUCGGAUGAGAAGGAACUGAUCCUGUUAUGGAAAGUGGUGGAUCUGGCCAACAAGAAGGUGGGACAGUUGCACGAAGUACUAGUUAGACCGGAUCAGUUGGAACUGACGGAGGACUGCAAAGAAGAAACUAAGAUAGACGCCGAAAGCCUGUCCUCGGCGUCGCAGCUGGACCAAGCCCUCCAACAGUUUAACCAGUCAGUGAGCAAUGAAUUGAAUAUUGGAGUAGGGACUUCCUUCUUUCCCUGUACUGGUGGGCAGCUUCACGUCAGGUAAAUCCUGCAUCCUGAGGCUUCCAAGAAGAAUGUAUUACUACCUGAAUGCUUCUAUUCCUUUUUUGAUCUUCGAAAAGAAUUCAAGAAGUGUUGUCCUGGUUCACCUGAUAUUGACAAACUGGAUAUUGCAGCAAUGACAGAGUGUUUAAACUUGAAGAAGAAUAGUUCAGUCUCCUGAUAUGGAGCCUCUCAAGUUGAAGAUAUGGGGAAUAUAAUUUUAGCAAUGAUUUCAGAACCUUAUAAUCACAUGUUUUCAGAUCCAGAGAGAGUAAAUUACAAAUUUGAAAGUGGUACUUGCAGCAAGAUGGAACUUAUUGAUGAUAACACCGUAGUCAGAGCAUGAGGUUUACCAUGGCAAUCUUCAGAUCAAGAUAUUGCAAGAUUCUUCAAGGGACUCAAUAUUGCCAAGGGAGGUGCAGCACUUUGUCUGAAUGCUCAGGGUCGAAGGAAUGGAGAAGCUCUGGUUAGGUUUGUAUGUGAGGAGCACAGAGACCUAGCACUACAGAGGCACAAACAUCACAUGGGGACUUGGUACAUUGAGGUUUACAAAGCAACAGGCGAAGAUUUUCUUAAAAUUGCUGGUGGUACGUCCAAUGAGGUAGCUCAGUUUCUCUCCAAGGAAAAUCAAGUCAUUGUCCGUAUGCGGGGGCUCCCUUUCACCGCCACAGCUGAAGAAGUAGUGGCCUUCUUUGGACAGCAUUGCCCCAUCACUGGGGGGAAGGAAGGCAUCCUCUUUGUCACCUACCCAGAUGGUAGGCCAACAGGAGAUGCUUUUGUCCUUUUUGCUUGUGAGGAAUAUGCACCGAAUGCAUUGAGGAAGCAUAAGGACUUGUUGGGUAAAAGAUACAUUGAACUCUUCAGGAGCACAGCAGCUGAAGUUCAGCAGGUGCUGAAUCGAUUCUCCUCGGCCCCUCUCAUCCCACUUCCAACCCCUCCCAUUAUUCCAGUACUACCUCAGCAAUUUGUGCCCCCUACAAAUGUUAGAGACUGUAUACAACUUCGAGGUCUUCUCUAUGCAGCCACAAUAGAAGACAUUUUGGGCUUCCUGGGGGAGUUCUCCACAUAUAUUCGUACUCAUGGGGUUCACAUGGUAUUGAAUCACCAGGGCCGCCCAUCAGGAGAUGCCUUUAUCCAGAUGAAGUCUGCGAACAGAGCAUUUAUGGCUGCACAGAAGUGUCAUAAAAAAACCAUGAAGGACAGAUAUGUUGAAGUCUUUCAGUGUUCAGCUGAGGAGAUGAACUUUGUGUUAAUGGGGGGCACUUUAAAUCGAAAUGGCUUAUCCCCACCGCCAUGUAAGUUACCAUGCCUGUCUCCUCCCUCCUACACAUUUCCAGCUCCUGUGGCAGUUAUUCCUACCGAAGCUGCCAUUUAUCAGCCCUCUGUGCUUUUGAACCCACGAGCACUGCAGUCCUCCACAGCAUACUACCCAGCAGGCACUCAGCUCUUCAUGAACUACACAGCAUACUAUCCCAGCCCCCCAGGUUCGCCUAAUAGUCUUGGCUACUUCCCUACAGCUGCUAAUCUUAGCGGUGUCCCUCCACAGCCUGGCACGGUGGUCAGAAUGCAGGGCCUGGCCUACAAUACCGGAGUUAAGAAAAUUCUUAACUUCUUCCAAGGUUACCAGUAUGCAACCGAGGAUGGACUUAUACACACAAAUGACCAGGCAAGGACUCUACCCAAAGAAUGGGUUUGUAUUUAAGGGCCCCAGCAGUUAGAGCAUCCUCAGAAAAGAAGUGUUUGAAAGAUGUAUGAUCCUGAAACCGUCAGACACAAGAAAACUUCUAGCAAUUUCAGGGGAAGUUUGUCUACACUCAGGCUGCAGUAUUUUUAGCAAACAUAAUUGGACAGUAGGCCUGUGCCUUAU